AUUCCAGCGCAGGAAACAUGGUAAUGUAUGCUUAAAUAUGGAAACUCUCUUCCGCAUCUGUAAUGUAUGCGCAAAUAUGGAUGAAAAAGGUUGAAAGCAUGAGAAUGCAUGAAUGCCAUUGUAGGUCAAGGAUCAACGAACGCAUCAUUUCACAAUAUUUAAUUACAUUAAGCGGGAAUUAUGCCAAAAUGAACUUAAGAAUUAGCAAGAUUAGGUCGACUUCACCAUUACACCUCUUAUAAAUGAACAUUGAGGUUGGCUUCACGAUUGCUGCUUGUUGCCCCAUCUGAAAAAGCCACUUUAUACUUAACUGUAGUUACGGACACAUACUUUAGAACCCUUUACAGUUUCAUAUUUUUCUGAGCAGCAGGUGAUAGAUAGGGUAACAAAAAUUUAAGGAAAAAUGGAUGUAAGAGUCACAGAUUCCGUGCUUGUUAAGCCUGUAAAUUCCACUCCACAUCACCAACUGUGGGUCUCCAAUAUUGAUUUAGUUAUGGGUAGAUGCCAUUCUACGAUUGCUUAUAUUUACAGAAGGCCUCCCAGUGGAGGUUCCGAUGUGGGUGAAAUACUGAAAGACGCGCUUUCUAAGGUGUUGGUGGAUUUUUAUCCGCUGGCGGGUAGAUUGAUUAUGGACGCCUCUGGUAGAAUUGCUGUUGAGUGUAAUGGCGAGGGUGCUCUGUUUGUGGAAGCAGUGACGGACUCAUCAAUCGAUGAUUUUGGGGAUUUCACCUCUCCUUCACAACUCACGACUUUGGUUCCCUCUGCUACUUACGAGAAUGGCUUCACUAAAUCUCCUCUGCUUAUGAUUCAGGUAACCAAGUUCAAAUGUGGAGGGAUGGCUUUAGGAACGGGGAUACAACAUAUCUUAUCAGAUGGUACAUCUUCUUUAAAUUUUGUGAACAGCUGGUGUGAUGUAGCUCGGGGAUUGAAGGUACAUUUACUUCCUCAUUUAGAUCGCAGCCCACUGCGAGCUCGAAAUCCUCCCAGAGUGAGCUUUUCUCACAAAGAAUUUGCACCACCUCCAACACUCCUUCAAGAAAAAGAUGAUGAGAAGGCCAGAGUUGGAAGGUUCAAUCUUAGUAAAGAGCAAGUUGGUGCCCUGAAAGCCAAGGCAAGGGACAACCCUCUUAACAAGACCUACUCCACGUUCGUAAGCCUGGCUGCCCAUAUUUGGAAAUGUUGUACCACAGCACGAGAUUUGGUAGAAAACCAAAGAUGCAAACUCUACAUUCCUGUAGAUGGAAGAGACCGUCUGUGCAAACCACCAUUGCCCUGUGGGUAUUUUGGCAAUGCCAUUUUUAUGGCCACCCCAAUAGACAAUGCAGGAGAAAUCGUAUCCAAUCCUCUGUGGUACAGUGCUGAAAAGAUUCAUGAGUCGAUAGCCAAUAUAGACGAUGAAUAUCUACGAUCUGGGUUGGACUUCCUGGAGUUACAGCCAGGUUUGAAUGCUUUUGUGAGAAGCGGGGAUGUGUUUAACUGCCCUAAUAUGGUUAUCAAUAGUUGGAAGUGUUUGCCUUUUUAUGAUGCAGAUUUUGGUUGGGGAAGGCCAAGUGUGAUGGGACCUGCAGGAACUACUCCAGAAGGAAUCUGCCGUAUUUUGCCCAUGCAAACAAAUCAUCGGAGUGUGUCCAUUUGCCUGUCAUUACCAAAGAAUGAUAUGGUGAAAUUUGGCAAGCUGCUUUAUGAGUUUUAACAUGUAAGCUUCAAAAUAUUUUGAAACCAUUAGAAUAAAAUUUGGCUACUUCAAAUUAUUAUUCUAUUUGGAUCAUCUAUUGGUUCAAAAUAAAUCAUGAUGGUAUUGAAAAAUGUAAUCUUAGGAAAGUUGGGUAUUGGGUAUAAUAAUAAUUGUUUGGUUUUUCUUUUUC
Molecule: messenger RNA, 1865 nt
Organism: Cryptomeria japonica (Japanese cedar)
Lineage: Eukaryota; Viridiplantae; Streptophyta; Pinopsida; Cupressales; Cupressaceae
Product: shikimate O-hydroxycinnamoyltransferase
Exons: 2
Coding region: 404-1693 (429 amino acids)
Molecular function (GO): acyltransferase activity, transferring groups other than amino-acyl groups
Source: RefSeq, a predicted model, not a curated record